CAUCAAUGCGGUUUCUUGUAACAUCCGAAGACAUGGAAGAACACCUUUUGCCUUCCGGGCGCUUGGUUCUUAACCCGGGAAACCCAUCCCGGAUUCACAGCAUUGAAGCAAUUUUGGGAUUCAAAGACGAAAAUCUAUUUCAUCAGUCAUUUUCGAACACUGGGACAACCAGACCCACCAAAGACAGCGAUAGGAGAAGGAAUAGCAACAAAAUGUCCACCCCGAGGAAGGAGCAUGGCAAUGAAAGUUUUGAAACAAGCAUCUGCUGUACGAGCAAUACUGGGGCAUCUAUUAGUCCUGCUUUACCUGAGGGUGAAGGUAGGCUUUCCGACGAAGAGAAUCCGAAGAAAAAGCACAGGCGAAAUAGAACAACAUUCACCACUUUUCAGCUGCACGAGCUGGAAAGAGCCUUCGAAAAGUCGCACUAUCCUGACGUGUACAGCAGAGAGGAACUGGCGUUGAAGGUUAAUCUCCCUGAAGUCCGAGUUCAGGUGUGGUUCCAGAACCGCAGAGCCAAGUGGAGGCGGCAGGAGAAGCUGGAGGUGGGCUCCAUGAAGCUGCAGGACUCGCCCAUGAUCGCCUUCAGCCGCUCCGCCCCGCAGAGCUACAGCGCCCCCGGCCUGCAGCUGGAGCCCUGGCUGGGCGCCCCCGUCUCCCCCUCCGGCGCCGUGCAGGCCCUGCCCGGCUUCAUCGGGCCCGGCCCGGGGCUCCCCGGCAGCUACACCCCGCCGCCGUUCCUCGGCGCCCCUUCCCUGGGACACGGCCUGCCCCACGUGGGCCCCGCCUGCCCGCCGUCCCCCUACCCGUGCGCGGGCUUCAGGGACAAGUUCCCCGCGGAGGAGUGCGACCCCCGGAACUCCAGCAUCGCCGCGCUGCGGAUGAAGGCCAAGGAGCACAUCCAGUCCAUUGGGAAGACGUGGUAGAGGAACGGGGGGCCUUGGAGGAGGGCCGUCGGAUUUCACCCGUCUCGCCCCAUCCCCUG
Conger conger (European conger) is the source of this 982-nucleotide messenger RNA. RefSeq names its product retinal homeobox gene 3 (gene rax). Bases 6 to 923 code for a protein of 305 amino acids. Gene Ontology annotation, biological process: positive regulation of transcription by RNA polymerase II. The record is from RefSeq and is a predicted model, not a curated record. Lineage: Eukaryota; Metazoa; Chordata; Actinopteri; Anguilliformes; Congridae. Gene Ontology annotation, molecular function: DNA-binding transcription factor activity, RNA polymerase II-specific; RNA polymerase II cis-regulatory region sequence-specific DNA binding. The transcript has 3 exons.